AUGGAGGAUAGAGGAGGGUCGUUCGUCGCUGUCAGAAGGAUAUCUCAAGGUCUGGAGCGUGGCAACAGCGCCUGCCAUUCAAGUUCUGCCGAGGUUGUAGCAGGGUCUGCUGCAUGGCUUGGUCGUGGCCUUUCUUGCGUUUGUGCUCAAAGAAGAGAGAGUGAUUCCCGUCCCUCAUUUGAUUUAACCCCUGCUCAGGAAGAAUGCUUGCAGCAGUUGCAGAGUCGUAUAGAUAUACCAUAUGAUAGUUCAGUUCAUGAGCAUCAGGAAGCUCUGAGGGCAUUAUGGAAUGCUGCUUUCCCUGAAGAGGAGCUAUGUGGUUUGAUUUCUGAGCAAUGGAAGGAGAUGGGUUGGCAGGGGAAGGAUCCGUCCACAGAUUUUAGGGGCGGUGGGUUCAUAUCAUUGGAGAACUUGUUAUACUUUGCUAGGAAUUUCCCGCAAUCAUUCCAGGAUCUUCUUCAAAAGCGAGAAGGAGACCGUUCGGUUUGGGAAUACCCAUUUGCUGUAGCUGGUGUGAAUAUCACAUUCAUGCUAAUUCAGAUGCUUGAUCUGGAAGCAGUCAAGCCCCGGAGUUUGGUAGGAGCAACUUUUUUGAAGUUCCUCACUGAGAAUGAAUCAGCGUUUGAUCUCCUAUACUGCAUCACAUUCAAGCUAAUGGAUCAGCAAUGGCUUACCAUGCAUGCAUCAUACAUGGACUUCAAUGCUGUUAUGAAAUCUACACGAAGACAACUGGAACGGGAACUUUUGGCAGAAGACAUAACACGGCUUGAAGAACUACCCUCGUACAGCCUUCUUAAACGGUAG
Linum trigynum is the source of this 804-nucleotide messenger RNA. Lineage: Eukaryota; Viridiplantae; Streptophyta; Magnoliopsida; Malpighiales; Linaceae. The record is from the annotation of a GenBank genome assembly.